Messenger RNA from Rotaria sp. Silwood1, 4561 nucleotides. Lineage: Eukaryota; Metazoa; Rotifera; Eurotatoria; Philodinida; Philodinidae. The record is from the annotation of a GenBank genome assembly.
CACGAAACCGAAUCAAAUUAAAAGUUUCUCGAGUUGAGCCGAAUAGAAUCGAAUGAAACUUUCGAAAAAGUGGGUUGGAUCGGAUCAAGUCGAAGUGUUUGAAGGUUUGCAGAAGAUAGUCCGGUUCGAAUCGAAUGAAAAAUUUCUUCAGUCGAGUCGAAUUGAAUAUGGUUGAUACGCCUCAUUGAGCUUUUUUUUGCGUUCGAUCGUGUGAUAAUCUUACACGUUAGUGAUGAUUGGUUUACAUGAACAACACAUACAAGAGAACACAACACCAAUUUAGAAAUUGUAAUUAACUUUCUUUAAUUUUUGUAAACGCAUUUGUUAACUAUGAACAUGUAAGCAAACAACGAAUAUGUAUGAUACAAUCUAAUGGUUCGUCGAUAAGUGAAACACUUUCUUGAUCCAUAUUUAUUGACAACUAUACAAAGAGUCUUCUGUCUUGAUAAAUUUCAUAAAAGAAAUAAUAUAUUCAUUCUUAACGAUAGAUAUGUACAGGUAAAGCGACAUGUUUAUCUGUUCAUAUGGAUACUGUUUAAUUAUCUACUCAUUUAUUCUUUUUCAAAUGUUUUUGUUAUCGCUUUUGAAUGAAGGACUAUAAAGAAAACGGUUUUCUAUGAUUUUAUUGUAAAGUAUUUUGGUUAAUUUUCGUAGCAGUUGGUUCUUGCUGAUCUAAUUUUGCGAUAUGCACUCAUGUUGUGAAAUUUCGACUGUUCAAGAAUUAAGUACAGUCUUAUUUUUAGGAACCAUCGGCGUAGAAGUUUUAAGAGCAAUUUUAUUCUGUAAAAUCUGUUUUCUUACAUACGGAUGAUAUUACAGAACUAAAUGAUCAUAAAAAAUGUAUGAAAAUACCAAGUAUAUAAAAGUUGAGAAAAACAGUAGAAUAAAUGUCUAAGGAAAACAGCAGAACAAGUAUAUCAAAUAAGAUGUUUCGAGAAGAGUAGCAUUAUUUCUACUCGUGAUGAAAGUGCAGCCGAAUUGAAAAUCAAGUGCGGUCGAAUCGAUUGAAUAAUUUCUCUUUCGAUUCUCACUCUGGUCUUGAAUAACUUAAACUGUCGAUAUUUAUUAGUCUUUACUUACUAAUCAAAUAAAAUAAAGACUAAUGAACAUCGACAGUUUCAGUUAUUCAAGAAUGCUCCGAAAAAAAAUGAUACAAUUGCAUUUUUAAGGAGAAAAUUUUUCUUAUGAACAUCCAAAUAGCUUCACACUGGAAUUUAUCUAUGCAUAAUAAACAUUUCUGAUUUCGAUAUGCAAUCGAUAGCUUGAUGAGUGAAUAAUACUUUCAAAGAGUGAUUAAUAAUCUUUGAAGAUAUAAAAUAAAAGAAAAAAUUCACUUUUGAACGAGAAGGCGGCACAUAAUCAAAUGUUUUGCAAUAAGGAUGUAGAGAAAAGAAUGAAUAACAGAAUAGAUAACUGAAGGAAUCGAGGAAUAUGGAAUAACGGAAUAACGGAAUAGAGGAAUAAGGAAUGACGGAAUAGAGGAAUAAGGAAUGACGGAAUAGAGGAAUAAGGAAUGACGGAAUAGAGGAAUAAGGAAUGACGGAAUAGAGGAAUAGUGGAGGAAUAUAGAAAUAGUCGAAUAGCGGAACGGUGGAAUAAAAGAAUGAAGGAAUAACGACCGACCGACCGGAAUAUAUUUUGAAGCGCUCCCUUAUGUUAGCAUUCAUUUUGCUUUUUUCUCUAUUUUUUCUGCCCUUUUACAUUGUAUAGAGACACGCUUGCAUUCUUUUUUUCUUAUCUUUUCUUCAUCAUUGACUUUCCUCUCAAUGCUCUCGUCUUCACAUAUAGUUCAGGCAUUUCUCUUGUUCAUUUUUUUUCUCCUGUCGACAACUGCUUUUUUUCCCACAAGUAUGAUAUAGUGGUAGUCGCUUAGAAAUAAAAUUAGAACUUUUUUAUCAAGAAGUUAGAUCGACCAUCGCAUGAAAAAUAUUUGUCUCGCACAACAAAUUUCACUUUUAGAAGACCAAAGUUGAUGUGUCGAAUAAUGUCUAGGCGUAGUUAAAAUGAGAUGUAUAGUUUCUAAGACUUCUUCCAUAUAUGAAAUAUAUUUAGGAGAUUCAGAUGUAUGUAUUCGUUUUCAGAUCAAAUAGAUGUCUGAAGAAUCUUAUUCCAGUUCCGAAGCUAACAAUAUAUCAGAAAUAGGAUUAUCCAAUACCGUCCAUUCCAUUCAACAAAAUGAAAAGAAUAUAACUCUCAUUUGGUUCGACCCUCUUAUGAACACAACUGAUGCCGAGAAAAUGAAGGAAGAAGUUUUGGGACUCAAUGAUGUUCUUUGUCUUGUUGAUAUUGAAUUAUGCAUCACGAAUAUCGAAUCAAGAAAAACGGAGCAGAUUUUUCUUAUAAUACCAAGCAACAUUGCAUUUAAGCUGCUUCCAACAAUUAUCAAACUUUCUCAGUUGGAUUCAAUAUUUAUCUUCCGAGAUAAUCGUGAGGAAUGUAAUCGUUUAUGUACUGACUAUCCCAAAAUUGUGGAUAUUUUUGAUAAUUUCAAUGAACUCAUGAAAUCUGUAAAACAAACUAUCAAGGAGAUUCAGAGACAAAUGGAAGUAAUUUCUUUCUAUGAUCAGCAUCAAAAUGGGGCUCGUGAUUUAUCAGAACAAUCAGCUGAAUUUCUCUGGUGAUAUUGAUUGAGUUAAUUUUUUGUUUUAUAAUUUAUCUUCUUUACAGGUUUCAAUUGUUCAUUAAUGUAAUUCAGCUUUCGCCUCACGAUGAAAAAGCAAAAGAAGAAAUGUUAACUCUUUGUCGAGAGUAUUAUCGAAACAAACAACGAUUACUGAAAGAUAUUAAUGAUUUUGACCAAAAUUAUGAUGCCAAUGAAUGUAUUCGUUGGUAUACAAAAGAUACAUUUGUGUUCGAACUGAUUAAUAAGGCCUUGCGGAGAGAAGAUAUCGAACAACUUUAUAUAUUCCGCUAUUAUAUUGCGGAUUUGUCGAAUCAACUUCGUCAAGAAUGCCAAAAGCUCAAAACAGAAGGAGAAAAAACAAUUAGAUUAUAUCGUGGUACGACAAUUAAUAGAAAAGAAGUCGAAAAAUACAAAGCAAAUGUGGGCAAAUCUUUUGCAAUCAAUGGUUAUUGGUCUACUAGUCUUAAACUUUCAUGUGCACAUGGAUUUGCCAAUAAAGGAAGGUUUCGUCCCGAUACUAUACCAGUAGUAUUUGACAUUGAGUGUCAGCUAAAAAAUCAGAAUGAUUCGAUCAUUGUUGCUGAUAUAUCUAAGUUAAGUGAAUUUCCGAUAGAAGAGGAAUUCUUAUUCAAUGCAGGGUCAGUUUUUUGUAUAGAGAAUGUUAGAGAAGAAAAGAAAGAUGAUACGGAAUCGAUUGUAGUUGAAAUGAGAACAAGUGAGGAAGGACAAGAAAUUGCGAAAAACUAUAUCGAAGAGUUGCGACGAGAGAUGGACUAUGAAAGUCCGAGAAUAAUGCUGGGUAUCUUACUUAGAAGAAUAGGAAAAUUUGACAAAUCAUUACAAUAUUUUGAGGAUCUUUUAAAAAAUCCUGGUGAGGAAAAUGUAUCUCACAUAUAUACUCGAAUAGGGAUUGCUUUGAGAAAUAAAAGUGAAUAUGAUUCUGCUUUAUUACAUUUCAAUAAAGCAUUGGACCUAAUAUAUGAGCCUAAUUCGCAAGAGAGAGUAUACCGAGCCUUGAUACUUCAUAAUAAAGGUCAAGUUUUUUAUAAAAAAAGGAAGUUUCUCCAGGCUUUAAAUCUUUAUCAACAGGCUGUAGACAUUUUAGAGAGAGAGAUAGGCACACCGAAUCGUUAUAUUGCAGAAGUUUACAGAAACAUUGGACGAGUAUAUUUGUAUAAAAAGGAACUCGACAAAGCUCUUCAUUGGCAACAGAAAGCGUUAGAAGUAAGAAACAAUUGUUUAUCACCAGAUGAUGUUGUUUUUGCCUUCAGUUAUGAAGAGAUAGCUAAUAUUUAUUCGCGUAAAGAACAAAAUGAAGAAGCUCUUCAGUAUUAUCUUCAAGCGUUAGAAUUGAGAGAAAAAUCUUUACCACCUAUUCAUCAUAAUACAGCCUGGAGUAUCUAUCAAGUUGGUAAAAUGUAUUACAAGAUGAGCAAUCCAAAAGAAGCUCUUCAUUAUUAUGAAAAAUCACUUGAAAUGACCAAAAAAUGCUUUCCUGCUUCUCAACUUCACACUGCGCCUGCUAUUCUCGAAGAUAUUGCAUUGAUUCACGGCUACAACUCGGAAGAAGCAUUGCAACGUCGAAUAGAAGCACUAGAAAUUCAGAAGCAAUUGAAACCCAUUAAUUAUUCAUAUCUGAUUCGUAUCCUCGACAACAUUACCUUUACCUACAAGUCACAAGGUCAUAUAGAAAAUUCACUCAACUUUUACAAAGAAGCUAUACAAAUUCAAAAAGAAAAACAACUUGAUGGUGAAUUAUCUUUGGCUAAAAAAUUUAACAAAUUAGCUCGUGAAUAUGAGGCAAUUGGCAAUAUGACAUGCGCACUUCACUGUUACCAAGAAGUAAUUAGCAUUAAUCAACGUUAUUAUCCUCCUUCCCAUUAUCUUUGCAAAAAGACCACAAGCAAUAUUAAACGAAUUAAACAAAGGCUUCAAUGA